Molecule: messenger RNA, 2293 nt
Organism: Labeo rohita (rohu)
Lineage: Eukaryota; Metazoa; Chordata; Actinopteri; Cypriniformes; Cyprinidae
Exons: 11
Coding region: 114-863 (249 amino acids)
Source: RefSeq, a predicted model, not a curated record
GUUUCUCCUUCCUUCCGUCUCUUCCGCCACAUCUGUCUUUGUCCUCCUCUCUUUUACUGUUAGUUCUGGUUUGCCCAUCUUUGCGUAUACAUCAAGGUUUCUGAUGCUUCAGGAUGAACACAACAGUUGAGGCCACUACUAAAGGCUUUAACAACGUGUCCGACAGCACACCUAAUUCCAGCCAAGUGCAAAACCCCUCAAAUAAAACAGAAUCUCGACCUGAUUGGUUACUCUACUCAGUUCCUGCAUUAGCCUUUCUAAUUGGGAUUGUUUUAUUCACAUUCAUCUGCAAAACACAACGACGCAGGAAUACACCUACAAAGCAGAGGACAAACACAAAUGGACACCUAGCCACAUACAAUGACUUUGGGUACACUGGGAGUGCUUCUCAGAGAAAUACAGAGAGUGCUGAAAACAACAAGAAGGAUGAGACACAGUCCUAUGAGAAUGUAGAAGCAGCUAUCUACAACAAUCAAGACAAAGUCACAUAUUAUGUUUCUGCAGAUGAAGAUUAUCUUAACCCGGAUGCAUUUGUGGAAGAGGAAAUGCCAGGGCCAGAUCACAACACCCUUCAACUGCCUAGCAAUUUGACAGAUACAGAUGGAGAGUCGUAUGAGAACAUGGAGGGGUGUUUAUAUGCUCAGCCUCGCAAACAGACACAGCAACUCGCCAGUGAAGAUGAGGACUACAUCAAUCCUGAUGAAGACAGAAAACAAGAUCUCACUCUGGACCAAACAGACACUGAGUCAUAUGAAAUGAUGGCUGGGCCAGACUGUGUAUACAACAACACAGACUUCACAGCAACAAAUGACACAGAGGAUGAUUCAUAUGAACAGAUGAAUGGAAUCCCAGUCCCGUUCUAGAAAGAAAUGGACAGAGGAAGAGAGGGUGAAUGAAGAGGUGCAGAGAAAUGGAAAACUGCAGCGAAAUUACAUUAAGAGAGCAGCUACAGGAUAAAUAAUAGCUAGUUAUUAUUUCAAAAUUGAUUGUUUACUUUCUUUACACCUGGUAUUGUUAUUGGGCAUGAUAAACAAAGGCACACAGACCAAAAAUACAAUAUAAUAACCUACAUUUCACUGUAUUCAGUCUCUCUAUGAGUAUUUCGUUAGAAAUAUCGCAUGACACAUUUUAAAAGGUUGCGAACGACAUGUCGUCAGAAGACCUUAAAGCAACUGUAUGUAUGUGUUUUUUACCUUGAAAAAAAAAGUUUCAUCCUUCCAUCUUCUGUUUCUUAACCUUGGCGACCUUAAACGUCUAUUCUGGGAGUUUGUAUGUUUGGUGAACGGGUACGAAUUACCGUGAAAAGAGCGAACUGCUUUACGGCACCAACAAAUGCACAUCAGAGAUGAUCUGUUAUUACGACUGUAAUAUAUUUGCAACAGUGAGUUCCACUUAAUUAACUAUAGGGGGCUUAAAAGUUGCAAAAAUACAGAAAACUACCUACAGAUGCUUUUAAGAUGUGUUGUUUAACUUCAAACUGCUUUUAACUGAUGCGUUCUGGGUGGAGGAAAAUGUAUUUUGAGAAAAAAAAAAUGUAUAUUGUACUUAGAGAUAAACUGAUGAAUGUGACCCUGGACCACAAAACCAGUCUUAAGCAGCACGGGUAUAUUUGUAGCAAUAGCCAAAAAUACAUUGUAUGGGUCAAAAUGAUCAAUUUGUCUUUUAUGCCAAAAAUCAUUAGGAUAUUACGUAAAGAUCAUGUUCCAUGAAGAUAUUUUGUAAAUUUCCUACCGUAAAUAUAUCAAAACUUACUUUUUGAUUAAUAAUAUGCAUUUCUAAGAACUUCAUUUGGACAACUUUAAAGGUGAUUUUCUCAAUAUUUUCAUUUUUUGCACCCUCAGAUUUCAGAUUUUCAAAUAGUUGUAUCUCAGCAAAAUAUUGUCCUAUCAAAAGCUUAUUUAUUCAGCUUUCUUAUGAUGUAUAAAUCUCAAUUUCGAAUUGACCCUUACGACUGGUCCAAGGUCACAAAUAUCACGAAAAUGUAAAGAAAUGUCUUGGUCGUAUCUUAUUUCAAAAUGUAAAUUCAUUAUUUAAAUGUAUUAUUUCUAAACAAUGAAUACAAUUAUUUGAAUAGUGAAAUGAUAAAUUACAAUAGUAAUUUUUAAAAUGCAUUUUUGUUUGUUUGAAGCCUUGACGACCAUGAUGUUUCUUUGUGAAAUCUGACAUCUGGGUUGCAACUGUCAAGAGCUUCCUGAACACAGUUUAAUGUUUUAUUACUGUAUUAAUAUUAAAAUAGCAUCACAAUUUAAGGGAUCAUGACAUGGAUUCUUUUAAUUAUUAUUUGAAUAUGUUC